Meloidogyne enterolobii is the source of this 730-nucleotide messenger RNA. NCBI's taxonomy places the organism in Eukaryota, Metazoa, Nematoda, Chromadorea, Rhabditida, Meloidogynidae. The record is from the annotation of a GenBank genome assembly.
UUUGGCAUUUCAUUUUUUGGCAUUCGAUGUUUUGGCAUUACAAUUUCCUACCUUUUUUAAAAUUUAAGAUAAAAAAAAAUUUUUUUCAGUUAAGUCUAGGAGAAUGUUCUUCAUAUCCUUCGUAUCCUCCAUUAGAAACAACUUUUCGACAACCUGUUCAAUGUUCUUCAUUUUCUCCAAUACAAGAAGAUUAUGAUAAUAAUUUUGAUGUUUACAAUAGAUUUGAUGAGGAAAAUUUUGAUGUUCUUGCUGGAGAAGAUUUAACCCCAGAACAACAACCAGAAAGUAGCAACGGUAAUGUUUAUCCUUUUAGUUUUUUCUGAGAAAUUUUUUUAAUCUUUAAAUAUUUUUUUUCCUGUUAAAAUUUCCUUCCCGUUCUCAUGUGUUUUUUCUUGUGAUCUUUUUUUGUUUAUUAUUUAUUGUGCCAUUUUGUCAUAUUUUGAAUAUAAAUUUUUAAAUUUAUUUUUAAAUUGAUUAUAAAAUGUUAAAUUUUUCAUAAUUAUUACUUUUUAAUUAUUUUUAAGAUCGUUCAAAAAUAAAUUUUGUUGGGGAGAAGCGGGGCGCGAAUAAUUGGGAGGAAUUCUUUCCUUUUUUUGUCCUUUUGUCUGUUGAGGUUUCUUUAUUUUUUUUAAGACUUGGGACCAAAUGUCCUUCUUUGAGGGGGGUCUACUUGGGCUUUUAGAACUACCAAAGGUUGGAAUUAGUGAUAAAACAAUUGAAAUAUUCCCUC